AUGAGGGCGGCAUGCGCGCGCCGCUCGAAUCUCCAGCCCGGCAGCAUUCGAGGGGUCCCGGCUCUGCGGCAAGCUCUCCAACAGCCACAACGCCGACGCUCGUCGGGCUUCAACCACUUUGUCGACAGCGACCCAGGCAAGCUCGAGCCCACGGUUCCUCCGCCGCCGCUGCUCGCCGGCGCCACGCCCUUCCGGCUCGCCGUCAAGGACAACAUUGCCACGGACGAGUUCCCCACGCAAUGCGCCUCCCGCAUCCUCGUCGGCCAUGCCUCGCCCUUUGAGGCCACCAUUGUGCGGCAGCUGCGCGCCCGCGGCGCAGAGGUCGUCGGCAAGACCAACAUGGACGAGUUUGGCAUGGGUUCCCACUCGACAAACUCGAUCCACGGCCCCGUCCGCAACCCGCUCUCGGCCAACGACGACGAGCCCAUCUCGGCCGGCGGCAGCUCGGGGGGCAGCGCCGUCGCCGUCAUGCUGGGCGACGCCGACAUUGCCCUGGGUACCGACACGGGCGGCUCCAUCCGCUUGCCGGCCUCGUACACGGGCGCCGUCGGCUACCGCCCCAGCUACGGCAUGCUCUCCCGCUUCGGCGUCUUCCCCUACGCCAACUCGCUCGACACGGUCGGCCUCAUUGCCCGUGGGGCGCGGCCCAUCCUGCGCCUACUCGCCGACGGCGAGCUCGACCAGGAGCACGACCCCAACGACCCGACCUCGCUGUCGUCGGCCACGCGCCGGCGCUGCGCCGCGGCCUGCCCCCCGACCCUGGGCGACAACUCACAGCUGACGGUCGGCAUCCCGCUCGAGUACAACAUUGCCGAGCUAGAUCCCGUCAUACGCGCGACCUGGGCGGCGGCGGCCUCGGCGCUCGAGUCGGCGGGCGCCACCGUUGUGCCCGUGUCCCUGCCGUCGACCAGGGAGGCCCUGUGCGCGUACUACGUCAUCGCCGCCGCCGAGGCCUCGUCCAACCUCGCCAAGUACGACGGCGUGCGCUACGGCGUCCGGCCCCCCGAGAGCCGCGGCGACGGCGCCGGCCACACGCUCUACUCGGAGACGCGCGGCGUCGGCUUCGGCGACGAGGUCAAGCGCCGCAUCCUCCUCGGCACCUACAGCCUCAGCUCCGCCGCCAUCGACAACUACUUUGUCCAGGCGCAGCGCGUCCGGCGCCUCAUCCGCCGCGACUUCGACCGCGUCUUCCGGCUGGCCAACCCGCUGUGUGACGGCGGCGGCGACGGCGCGCAGUUUGACCUCUGCGACAUGCCCGAGCACACGCUGCUGGCCGACAAGCGUGGCCCGCCGCAGGUCGACUUUUUGCUCUCGGCCACGACGCCCUCGUUUCCGCCGCGCCUCGCCGACGUGCUGCAGAGGAGCAGCCUCGAUGCCUACAUGAACGACGUCUUCACCGUGCCCGCCAGCCUGGCCGGCUUGCCCGCCGUCAGCCUGCCCGUGCCCGCGGCCGAGACCCGGCUGCCUGCUGGGCUGCAGCUCGUCGGCCAGUUUUGGGAUGACCGGCGGCUGUUGGCCAUGGCGGAGCGACUCAAGGCGCUCAUGGCGGGCCCGCGGGGUGAGUGA
This is a messenger RNA of Hirsutella rhossiliensis, 1566 nucleotides long. Its product is annotated as amidase domain-containing protein. Gene Ontology annotation, biological process: glutaminyl-tRNAGln biosynthesis via transamidation; mitochondrial translation. Bases 1 to 1566 code for a protein of 521 amino acids. Lineage: Eukaryota; Fungi; Ascomycota; Sordariomycetes; Hypocreales; Ophiocordycipitaceae. Gene Ontology annotation, cellular component: glutamyl-tRNA(Gln) amidotransferase complex; mitochondrion. Gene Ontology annotation, molecular function: glutaminyl-tRNA synthase (glutamine-hydrolyzing) activity. The transcript is spliced from 2 exons. The record is from RefSeq and is a predicted model, not a curated record.